Messenger RNA from Aphanomyces invadans, 1073 nucleotides. RefSeq lists its product as hypothetical. NCBI's taxonomy places the organism in Eukaryota, Oomycota, Saprolegniomycetes, Saprolegniales, Verrucalvaceae. The record is from RefSeq and is a predicted model, not a curated record. The coding region runs from base 79 to 330 and encodes 83 amino acids. The transcript has a single exon.
CCAAGUCGGUGCCAGGGACUUCUUGUUUCGCUCGGUCCCGCGUCCGUCGUCUGCACCGCGCCCCGCUUCGCGGCUGCCAUGAUGAAGAAAUCGAACAAUCCGUCCAAUUCACGUAAGCGUGAUCGCGGCUUCGCCAUGUCCACGAAGCGUCCCGAGCCUGAACGGAGUUCGUCGUCGGGGUACUCGGCCAAGAGAGUCCCCCUCGCCAUGUCGACAAAACCGUCUGCCGGGUAUCUCUUGGCGAAGGGCCCGGAUGGCACUCGUGGAUUCUACAGUCGAAGCCAAAAGUUGAACGCGAAGGCGCAUGAAUUCGUCCCUUCGUCGUUCUAGUGGCGUCGUGGUCUCAGCGCCAGUUCGUGUUCGAACACCACAGAGUGCCACCAAUUCCUCCACACUCGUUCCAUCCCGAUGCAAACCAAAACAAGUAGCGAUCUAUCGAUUUUCCCAUGCCAACCCAUCAGCAUCAAGGCACGCCGAAGCAUAUAGUUUUGCUCGGCCCUCCGUCGCCACGCUAAUCUAAGUAAACGUCCAUCCAGUCCGUGGAUUCUGUUCCUGGAUACACGGAACAAAAAAUGUACCGAUGCUGAACUCCUGUAAGACGAUGAGGCAGCGCAACCAUCCCUUCGCAACAUUUUCACCUCGUGUCGAUCACGCAACUCGGAGGUGGCUUGGCGUGUCGGCCCUGCCUGAUCGAGCGCCGCCGUUCACGAGAACGACGUGCCGUUGAGAUAUGUCCACUUGUGACAAAAUUGCAAGUCCAUCGGAUCGAAUGCGUUCGCCACGAUGACAUUGUCUCUCCGUCCUCUCGACACGUUACCGCAAAGUUGCGAGCAUCAAAAGAGCACGUUGCUGGAGUAUUACUGUUGCUUGGCUCCGGCCGAGUGGUGCACCGUCGGCAAGUCCUUGAGCGACACGGUCGCGGACCCUCGGGCCUUGGGCUUUUGUUGGCUCUGGUGCGGGCUCCAUCCAAUGAAGUAAAUCACCUGGCACACCAACUCAAAUAUCGCACACUGAUGCGCCGACACACACCUGGAAUGUCACGGGGACUGACCCGUCUUCGUUGCCAAACAUGG